Molecule: messenger RNA, 3529 nt
Organism: Papilio polytes (common Mormon)
Lineage: Eukaryota; Metazoa; Arthropoda; Insecta; Lepidoptera; Papilionidae
Exons: 1
Coding region: 1862-3331 (489 amino acids)
Source: RefSeq, a predicted model, not a curated record
CGGCUGCAAGUGGCAUGAUGUCGCCAAACUCCUCAACAUCGUCGCCGAUGUACUUUUCGAUGUUGACGGUGCAUUUACUCGUAUCGCGGGCAAGGUCAGUAAUUCACAUAGUUCCCUAUGUGAGAAUGUUAUAAGAAAAUAUGUUACCGUGUAUUUCACAAAUUCUUUAAUCGCUACACAAAUCUUAACGUUUUAUUAGAAUUUCGAAUAUGCUUUAAUUGCGUUGGUAUAAGGAACAUGUAUGUUCCUUUUUAACAAAAGAAAAAGGUUGAAAGGCCUGUACCCUAACGGUAUUAUCGACGGGGUCCACGGACCAAUGGCAGGCCGGCGAGCUUUACCUGCACCCCGGCCAUGUUUAGCGAUCCUUGACGCAUCUCAACAGCUGAUAGUACACCACCGACCGUCGUACAAACUGCUAUGAAAUAAAUACAACCGCAGUUUGUGCAGUGUUAAUCUCAGAUUAACUUUUACCUAUAGUCUCAUGUGCCGUGAUUAAAUCAUGAAAUCUUUUAAUUUACUCAAAGUGGUUAAAAAAGUUGUGGAUUUUUUUAUACUAACAUUGACAGAUGAUUUCGACUCCUCAGAGGUAACAUAUGUGAUGAGCAUGCUUUGAUCUUGUUUUGACAUUUUGUGUAAAAUACAUGCAUUCAAUAGUGACGCUAGUACUUUAGAAUAGAUACUCAGUAUGUGAGAUGCCAGGUCUGCGUAAAAUAUUGAUAGAGGAAAAGUAUUAACAUAGUGGUUGCAACGAAAUUGACUUACGAAUCCAACGUGGGGAAUGUUUGAUAUUUCAAUAGCGUUUCCGUUACGCAGCGCCGUACGUUGCGUCGGCUGACAACAUUGUGUCCAUUGUUAAGCUGAACACGAAUUGCACCGCUAAAGUUUGAACGUCGAGAUCGAUCAAUUAAACUAUGAAAUAUCCGACGGAGAUAAGGAGACGAUGAACAAAUAAAAUUUGUUUACAUUAUAACGAUAAGAAAACAUGAAGAGUAGUCAUGAUUUAAAACUAUUAGUUACUUUAACUCUGUGCUCGACCAUGCUAUGAAGAGAUAAGAGUACAACUGUUUUUGAUUAUGCUGGAUCUAUCAAGAUUAAGAUUGACCCGAGACUUCACAUGCGAUAGCCACAUUGUGAUGAUUAAUAACAAGUACGCGUGGAGAUGUCAGUGCGCGCACGCUACGCAUUAUUCACCCACUAACCCAUUUACUGAGCGCGUAUUGACAGAAUUGUCUUGGCGCUCGGGCUCGACGUUCGGAGAAAGAAAUCGCACGCAUCGCCGCGCCGGUGUCUAUAAUACCAAUACAUAUACGUCUAUCAUUAAAAAAAAUAUAUAUACUGAAAUUUGCUACUUUUGAUUGUCGUGGAAUUUAGAAGAUUUAGUAAGCGUCAAGGUUUUUCAAGUCGUAAUCGAACCGAAGACAAACAUUUAAGAAGUCCAUUCAAUGUAUACAAGUAUCUUAACGUGUAUUUGAAGGCUCGUAUUAAAUCGGCGGAGCAGCGGCAGCGGAUAAUGCGACGAAAUGCGCACGCGGCGGCACCUCGGAGUGCGCGGGAGGGCGCUCCCACGGGUUGCCGAUAUUUUUAGUCCGCGACCAUUACUUGGCACCGACGGCCGCACUCGCUUGCGCUACUGAUCUUUCUGAAAUCCCGUCCGUGCGGUGGUACGCUCCCGGUCCAGAGUACGCCCAGUAUAAUAUCCGCCGGCAAACCGUACGCCUCCUGUACCACUCCAUGAAAUACCUGACACAUUAAAACAUGUGAUGGCCUUUACUUGUUGAAUUACAAUGGUGAAACAGUGUUAUGUGAUGUGUAUAUCCCGGUUGAAGUGAUUCGGUGUUGCGACUAGUGAGUGCGAAAAGAGAUGGCCGGCGCAGGCGCGGGCGGCGCCGGCACGACCAGCCCGCGGCGUCAGCGCUACGGGCGCUCUUCCACCUCGAGCGUCACUCAACUGCUGUCGGACGGCUACUCCAGCAUCAUCAAUCGGCUGACGCGGCGCGGACCUUCGGAGAAAAACGACGCCGUCAUCGAUACUAAGCUGCACGCCGCGCGAACCCGUUAUGAUGACAAGCUUCUAGCUAAUAAAAACUCGGCCCUCACAAACGUCCGACGGUAUGACAACAAUAGCCAUAUCUCUCCUUACACGUCUCUCACGUCCGGAUUAUCCGGCUCUAUGCGGAAGUUGAACGACGAACGUGCGUAUCCGAGCUAUCUUGCGACCACUAAGUCCCGGAUCGAUACAUCACCUUUACAUACGAGCUCCGGUAUUAGCGCGCUAACUCGCAGUGACUCAUUCCGCAGAGCACAUUUGAAAGACAAUCAAUCGUCGCCGUUCACCAAACGUUACCCACUCAAGGAAGCUAACAACAAUAACAUAGAUCCUACGCUUAUGCUGGGCAGUACGCGCAGUCGAUUGGAAGACAAGUAUUCCUCCGUGCUGGAUAAAAUUGCGAUACAGAAAAAAGAAAGAGCUCGGAAAGAAAAGGAAGAUCGCGAUAAAACUCUGGAACCUGAACCGAUAGUGCCCCGGGGCCUGAUGAGAAGCCUCACCACUGCUGUGUUCGGUGAAAAUUCUUUCAAACGAAAUAUUUAUUCGCGCGAGAAGACAAGAGAUAAAACCCCCUUCAGAAAUACGGCCGACCGACGAUUAUCGUCUGGACAUAAACAUGGAGAUAGGAACGACUUUAAAAAUGGAUUCGAUGUCUCAAUCAAAGAUCGUCUCGGGAAGGACAGAGAUAGCGUUUACCGUCGACAUCAAAGGAGAUCGCUUCGAGCGGAAAAAAGUGAUGAGAAAAGAGGUGGAAAGUUAUCAUUGCGUCCCGUUGAUAUCAACAUACAAUCGGCGGCGCGCGAUCUUGUGUCGCCCCUGCAGCACGGUAGCGAUGUCAAGUCGCAAGCUACCAGGACCCCGGCGUCCUCGCCCGCCAGGGAGGCUGGCAGGCAGAAGCAGAUCUACUUCCCAUCCAGCGACGAAGACGACGACAAAACACCUGUGGGCGACCGAGUCCUCACCGAACGUGAAACUAGACGAAAAGAGAUACAAAGCCUGAUUAUGAAGUACGCGCAUUUAGAUGAAGUUUACGGACGUAUUACGGAAAAGGAGCCCAACGGUGCAGGUGCUGUAGCGAGCCCGGCACUCAGGCCGGAGCCGCUGGGGGUGGGUGAUGUGGUGGCGUUGCCGCCCGAGAUGCGCGCGCGCCGCCGCCCCCAGCGGCCCAGGCACCUGCUGCGGCGCGCCGCCACGCCGCCUGUAAGCACUCCUAACCGCCUGCGCCUGCCCCUCUUAACAUAUUGUACACCCGGACCGUGCUUAGUAAUUUAUGCUUUCCAAUAAAUGACUCUUUAACGAUUUAAUAUACAAGUGAACUAUAUGUACACUGUAGGAAGCUUAAAUAAUAAAAUAAAAAUAGUAAAUACGAACAUAGUAAGCAUUAUAUUGAAUGCAUGUGUUUUCCGAACAUUUAUAAAAGCGAAGGUAGUUUCAUUUACAUAUAUGAGUGGUUCUUUACAAAACUAAAUUAGAGCGGUAUUU